This is a messenger RNA of Astyanax mexicanus (Mexican tetra), 4000 nucleotides long. RefSeq lists its product as uncharacterized. Bases 260 to 766 code for a protein of 168 amino acids. The transcript has 4 exons. The record is from RefSeq and is a predicted model, not a curated record. Lineage: Eukaryota; Metazoa; Chordata; Actinopteri; Characiformes; Acestrorhamphidae.
GGCUACUAGGGACUCUUAAUUUGGAGGCGGUAUUUUGUUGUACUCAUAGCUGAAGCUGGAAAUUUGAAAAAGAGAUGUUUUAAGAAGGGUGUUAAUGUUUAUUAUAAGAUUAAGCUGUAAAACAGUAACGGCACAGAGAAGCAGCAGCAGUGUUACUUUUAGCUUUAUUGCAGGGAUUUCUGCAGUUUAAAGUCUUUAUUAGAAACCUGCACUGUGUUAAUAACAGCAGCAGCAGCAGUGUGAAUUAGUGUGUAUACGGAUGGAGCUGGGUGGGCUGCUGCCCCCGGGGCAGGUGUGGGGGGCUGCGGUGGGGAUGCCCGGUAAACGAAGGCGCAGUGAUGUAAGCGGUAUUAACGGAGGAUUUGAUGGAGAAAACGGAGCUACAUAUCCCUCAUUCCCCACCCAGACACUCCGUACCCCAAUCACGCCUUCUACACCUUCCAGCAGACACAGUGGGUUUGUGAUGAUUGAUGGUCAGAGAGGUGUUUAUUACUCUGAGAGCUGGGAGCCCAGUGGUAGCACGCUGUACCUGCCUGUGGUCGGCACUGUGCUGGCCAACAUGACCAAGUACGACCAGAUCAGCUUCGAGCAGGGCUGCUUCUGCAUCGGAGACGAGAACGGCAGGUUCCAGCACAAAGCUCAAGGUCAAGCUAUGAACUGCUGGAGGUACAGUGAACAGGACAGGAAGCUCUUCAUCUCACUGUCCUACUUAUUUACCAAUGCUCAAGUCUUCCAGGAGAUGUUAAGUUCUCUGGAGAGUCUAUGAGGAAAUUGGACUGGAAUAUGAUACAAAUUCAGCAUCAUAAAAACAAGACUGGACCAGACUGGUCCAAUGCAGCCAUAUAGCUGAACUUUUGUAUUUCAUAGGGCACCAUAUAGCUUUGCACACAUUAAUCCUAGCCAAUAGACCUGCUUUUUACAUUUUUACUGCAGUGUUUUCUGCGUUUCUAAGUUCCUUCCCCUCCAGAGCCUCUUUCAGCUCUGUCAGAAACGCUUCACGACUUGAAUGCAUCAAACAGUUGCACAUGAAUAAAAUAAUAAAAUACACAGACAGACUGCAGAGAAUUGUGUUGAUUUGAGUUUAUUCAUGUGCAGCUGUUUGUCACAUUUGAACCGUAUAAAUCCGCAGCGUGUUUUUGACGGGAGAGUGUGUUUAGCUUUGUUUUGCCGUGACGUUGCGAGUGCGCUGUGAAAUUGGCGGCGGAAUCCCACAGCUGUGCGUAAACAGUUUGUUUUGUGGGGUUUUAUUGUGCAGUCUGGUCUUUAGCAUUCUCCGCAGAUCUGAUGCUGUGUAUCUACAGCUGUGAGUAAAUCCAGGCUGGCUGCGUCCAAGGCCGCGGGUGCAGAUGCCCCGAUGUACUGUGCCCGCUGUUUGCCUGGCAGCUGUAGAGUUUGUGCCGGAGAUUUUCUGUAGCAGAUUUUGGGGCAGAACAUGUUUACUGAGUGUGUUCUCUGCUUUAAUGCAUCUGGUUUAACUGGUCAGGUGAUCCUGAAAAACAGAGUACAAAAAGAAGUCGUUGCCAAAUAUGUUACAUUUCUGUUUUAUUGUUUUACAUUUCAGUUACAGUGUACACCAUUCAAGCAUAAUAGUAUGAGCCUCUCCUUGUUUCUACACUCAUUAUCUAUUUAUUGGUUUCUGCUUCAUUCAUUAUAUUAUAGAUUUUAGCCCUGUAUCUCUGUUUCCCUGCAUUCUGUAUUAUUAUGCUCAUUUCACCCAGGACCCCAAAGUACCACCACAGAGCAGUUAUUCUUAUUUGGGUGGUGGCUCAUAAUAUACUCAGCACUGCAGUGACACUAAUGGACAUGGUGGUGGUGUAUGAGGUGUUGCUGUGUGUUGUGCUGGUAUGAGUGGAGCAGUGCUGCUGGAGUUCUUAAACACUUUAGUGUAGGCAGCAUCCUGUAGGCAGUGUCCUGUAGGCAGCAUCUAAUGGCCAGUGUCCUGUAACCACUAAUGAAGGACAAGGUGGAACAGCUUCAGUAGGUAGGAGUGUCUAAUGGAGUGGAGGACAGUGAGUGAUUAAACACAGUGUUCAAAAACUCCAGCAGCACUGCUGCAUCUUAUCCACUCAUACCAGCACAACACAGACUGACUAACCUUAUAUGCCACCACCUUGCUGAUCAGUGCCACUGUAGUGCUGAGAAUGAAUAACCCACCACUACCCAAAUAAUAACUGGAUAGUGGGUGUAGAAACAAGGAGGUGGUCAUACUGUUAUGCUUGAGUGAUGUAUGUCCAAAUAUACUGUACCUUCUAAUGAAUGCAACAUUGAACUGCUUUAAGUUGCACCCAUUGCUGACACAGAUGUGCAACUGCACAGACACGCCUUUUCUUGUUACUGUAGAUAAGCAUUGCCAAUAGAAUAGGACUCUCUGGAGCAGAUAAAAAAAAACUGUUGUUACCAUGCCUAAUUCUAGGUGUGGGUUAAAGAGGGGUAUAAAACCCCAAGCACUCUGUAAUGAUUGUGGUCUGUCUAAUAUAUUACAGUGUAUUGUAAUAGUUAGUCUCCUUGCCAGAAUCUGACUCUCUUUGAGUGCAUGUUUGAGUGUAACAGAGUUCCCUCAGAUUAAUUGUAUAUGUGUUUAUAAAUAAGAGUCUCUCUAAAAUAAUCUACAGUUACAGUAGAUACAGAAAUCAACAAUGUAAUAUGUUGUUCACAUACUGCUGUGCGAAAAACUUGCACACCAAAAGGGGUCUGAUUUCAGCACAACACACCUUCAGCUUCUUUUUCAUCUUCUAUUGUUUAAUGUGUGACGUUAACCUCUGCCUUAAACCCCUGUAACUGGUUCAAAAAGUCUGAACCAUUUUUUUUUAAAAAGUGCUUACGCUUGUAGCUCAUGUUUGGCUGUUCUAUCAGUAAUGCAGUGUUCAAAUAGAUGCCUGGGCAAAGAUUAGGCAAGGUGUCUGAAUAUUUUUGUUCAUGUGGUGUAGUUGUGAAAGAGCAUGAAAGAUAUUCAGCCAGACAAUCCAACCACAAGAAUCUUGCUUUAAUCUAAAUUGUAUUAAUCAGCAGUGGAGUGGAGCGUGGGUCACAGCGUGUCACGUUGAGCUGUGGAUUUUUUAUUAUUAUUCCUGAUAGCUCUGGUCUCUUCCUGCCAGGAGAUAUUAGGGUCUGUUUGCAGAACUGUCCUUCUGUUCAGUAUCAUCCUUCUGUCUCUCAGUCUUCAGCCGGCGCGGCAGUGAUUAGAAGAGGGAACGAGGGAGAGUAGAUCAUUUAAAUAUGCCAAAUAUUGUACUUAUAUUGUACUGAUAUGGACCAAAUUGAAACUCAUGCCUGUCAUGAUACAUGUGUUUAGUUUGGACAAUAUUAUUGCCAUUUUGAGAUACAGUAGUGUAAUGAUACAUUCACAGUGAGUGUUUCAUUAUUAUACAUUUAUAGGCAAUGGAACUGGAAUCAGAAAUAAAACAUGAAAGAAAGAAAAAGACACAUUUUGACAUACUAUCUUAUUCAGAUUGAUAUCAUCUUAAUGUUCAGAUACAUAUUAGGCAAUAUAUUGGUCUACAACAAUGACUGAGCUCAUGUCCUUAUUUUAAUGUUCAUAUAUCAUUCAUAUAUAAGUUGAUACUGUAAUUAUCGUGACGGGCCUAAGUGGGAGAGUUCAGAGAGCUUUGUGAGCUUUUGGAAGAUGCUGGUCUUUUUUUUUUUUUUUUUGGUUAUGUACUGUAUUCAUUUGGUCACUGUUUCAUUUCAAAGUUUUUUGAUUGUUUUAUUAGAUUGUUUUUAGAUACUUUAAAUAAAACAAACAUAAGCAUCAAAAACAGUUUGGAGUGAUUAUGAAUGUCCAGGCAGCAAAUAACCACACCCACAGCUCUCUCGAUCACCAGCUUUCUCAGUAACCAGACACUUUUCAUUGAUUAAUCGAUUUACAAAUAAUUAGAGAUUACAUCUGUCUGAAAUACAAAACCAUCAAAUUGCUUGGAAUUAUAAAACGCUACUUUUAAGAAACGUAAGAAUCUGUUGUAAAUCAUAGUGGAUAAUAAAUUAUUUACAUAAGAUAACAAUC